Metopolophium dirhodum (rose-grain aphid) is the source of this 2770-nucleotide messenger RNA. RefSeq lists its product as uncharacterized. Bases 292 to 2376 code for a protein of 694 amino acids. The record is from RefSeq and is a predicted model, not a curated record. NCBI's taxonomy places the organism in Eukaryota, Metazoa, Arthropoda, Insecta, Hemiptera, Aphididae. The transcript has 6 exons.
UUUACGUUCCAUACGCAUCGACUUAGUCUGAGUGUGUCCGACCGUUCGCGUUAUACCUAUUUUCGAACCGACGGACUGCCGUUUUUAAUUAAGCAAUUUUUUUUUCUUUAUUAUACAUUAUAAUUUGUCUCUAUUAUACAUCCUGCAUUUGCCUCCUGAUAACAAUCGAUUACGGUCCAGCGCCGACGAAAAGACAUCGUUACAAUAAUUCGAGCUACACCAUUUUUUCGUUGUUGUUUUUAACGGUUUUUUCAAGUCUGCUUUUGAUAACAGACCGAACGAAAAAUAGCGAUGAAGAAUUUUGACAACACGCUCCGGCUCUACAACAAACGAGUGCUAAAAAAAACAAAAAUGCAUACGUAUACCAAAAAUUAUAUCGAUAACUUGAUAAAAAAAAGUAUAUUCGCUGAAUUUGAAGUUCCUUUGAUAAAAUUAACUGAAGAAGACAUAGAAAAUUUCAAAUUGAGCUUGAUUAAAAAUAAGGAUAAUAUACCCAAAGAAGGAGGUAUAGACGAUGAACCUGCUGAAAUAAAACAGAAGUUGGAUACAAAUGGAAUAAAUGUUUUUAAAUCAGUAUUAUCUAGAGAGAGUGAAACUCGUACAUUUGAAUCACAAUUGAAUUCUUCAUUAAAACCCAUUAAGGAAAUUGCUUCUACCAGUAUUGAGGAAGUACCCACAAUUAUUGAUUGCGAUGAAUCUACUAAAUCUGAAAAUUCUUCAGCUAAAAAUGUAUGGCCAAUUAUCAACUUAAUUGAUGCUAGGAAAAUGAUGGAAAAAGAUAAAUACAUAAAUUGGAUGAAUACUUUAAAUACAUCUUUAGAUAUAAGACCCAAACGUAGAACAAAUGGCAAGACCAAUUUAGCAGUUGCUAAACCCUCUACAAGCAAACUUAAUACUUCUUCACAUAGUACCAAAGUAAAUGAACUUAAAAACCCUUUGAAUGACAAAAAUAAUGUAGGAGAGGAUUUAUUUGAAAUUGAAAAAAUAUUUAAAAAGUAUUUUGGAAAGUCCGUGUUAGAUGCUGUUAUAAUUGUUGCAAAUAUAGUCAACAUAAUUUCAAUAUCUAACAAGCAUCUCAAAGAACGAAUGGAUGAAUCUUUUAAGAAAAUAUCUGAAGCUGAAAAACUUAAAGAAAGAUGUAAUGCCAACCAUUUACACGAAAUGCAUAAAAAAAUUCUAGAAAAUAAGUUGAAAACUAAUUUUGUAUACAUCAUAUCAUCUUUUGCAGAAUCAGAAUUCGAUUUAGCAUUUAAAAUGCUUUUUCUAUGUAUAAUAACGGUACUUCGAGCUUUGGAUCAGCCAAAAUAUGGAAAAGGUCGCAUCUUCAACAAUUUGUUACUCACAUUAUCGACCAGUUUGAAAAACCGUGCAUAUAACCAUCCCAAAAUGUUUUCAAUGUUCCGGGCAAAGAAAUUUCGAUCUGACUGUAUUAAAGUAAUAAGUCUAAUUGAAGUUAGUCGGGAUAGUGACCCUGGAAUCGCCAUUCGCAUGCCAUUAUUUUUUGUAACAUCAGUAGACUGCCAGCGAUAUUUUAAAGCAGCUACUGAUACUGUCACCGGUAAAUUGAACGAAAACCUGGAAUUAUUAAUCGAUAAUGCAACUCUUCAAUGUUCCAUAAAUUCAAAUUUUAAAGAUUUUGUGGAUUCUUCAACUGUAGAACAUUCAAAUUGUAAAUUACCAGUAACAGAAACUAUUCAAAGCCCUAUCAACUCUGAUAUAAUAACUGAAGCAAUGUUCCAGUUCAAAAAUCAAAACAAACUAAUACCUGUGCUAAAUGGUAAUAAGGCCCAAACCAUUGGUAAUGCUGGAGAAGAACCAUCGAUUGUAAUGACCCAGCCAUUAAAUAACUUCUACGGUCCAUUUUCUUCUUCACUACCAAAAAAUAUGUCAGCAUCGUCUAGUUCUACAAUGAUACCAAAAAAAAAAUAUAUAGUUGUUACGCCAAUUAUUUCAAAUAGUCCUUUGUUCUUGCAUCAAACAGCAUCAUCGUCAGAUACUGCAACAACAGUACCAAAAAGAACAUUUUUGACACCCAACACACCAAUUCAGAAUAUAAAAACAGAACCAAACAGAUUUUCUCAUAUAACUAAAGGCAACACUAUUGUAAUUGAUGAAAAACCUUAUAAAAUAGUUACUGGAACGAGAACAGUAGCCAUUGAUACUAAUUUACCUGGGAAACUACCGUCAACCAAUAUGCGUAUAUGCUUCAUGAAUAAUUGUAAAAAAUCUGCAACAAUAAUGUGCAGUAAAUGUAGAAUUGUGAAAUACUGUUCUCUGAGCUGCCAACGACAACACUGGAUAGCUAAUCAUAUAGCUGAAUGUGAUCAUCUGAUAAGACUAAGCCAGACUCUACCCCAAACUUUCCAUCGCAUAUAAAAAUAAUUGCAAUCUGGUUUAUUACAAAAAAAAUUAAAACCCUUAAAUACCUAUAAGAUUUUACAUUUUUAUUAUUUUUUUUUUUUUAAUUUAUUCAUUAUUUAAAUAACCCGGUGGUCUUUAUAAAUAAGUUUAAAGCCAUAAUAAAACAAGUUUGCUUAGAUUUAAAAUAUAUCAAUAUCUAUGAACUAUGGUGUGGGUCUCAUACUUUACACUAAUAUUGUUUAAUGAGAAACAGGCGUUUGAAAAUAUUAGUGUGACGGCAUAGAGCCGAAGUCUGAACGGCGGCGUAGGUAUAAUUACAUGUAAAAGUCUUUAGAUUAAUACAACAAUUAUUUAAGUUGUUAAAGAUAAUAAUUAUUUUUAUUUUUUAAUGUAACCUUAAGUGUUUUUU